GUUGCCCGGCCAGCGCGUCCGACGCGGUGCUUAGGGCCCAGGGUUGCGGGUUCACUCUUCCUGAUGGUCCCCAUCUGGCGGGGGCUGGGCCGGGAAUGGGAGCCGUGCCACCUCGCUGGCUCCUUCCAGGCGGCCUACUGAGGCCUUGAGCGGGUCCCCUCUGGAGCUCCCGUGCGCCCCCGCCCCAUCCCCUGCGCCGAUAGCCGCCCCUCCCUGUGCAGCCCAACUUUCCCGUCCCCACCGCGGCCACAGGCCCCAACGCCUCUAGUCUCCCCUCUCCCCCUGUCUGGUCCGCGGAGGUGGUUGGUUACCAUGGUGAAGCUGGCAGCCAAAUGCAUUCUGGCAGGGGACCCCGCAGUGGGCAAGACCGCCCUGGCGCAGAUCUUCCGCAGCGACGGAGCCCACUUCCAGAAGAACUACACCCUGACAACCGGGGUGGAUUUGGUGGUGAAGACGCUGCCAGUUCCUGACACGGGGGACAGUGUGGAGCUCUUCAUUUUUGACUCCGCUGGCAAGGAGCUGUUUUCGGAAAUGCUGGAUAAAUUGUGGGAGAGUCCCAACGUCCUGUGCCUCGUCUACGACGUGACCAGUGAGCAGUCCUUCCUCAACUGCAGCAAGUGGCUGGAGAAGGCGCGGUCACAGCUGCCAGGCACCUCCCUCCCCGGUGUGUUAGUGGGCAACAAGACGGACCUGGCCAGCAGACGAGCAGUGGAAGCCGCGCAGGCCCAGGCGUGGGCGCUGGGCCAAGGCCUGGAAUGUUUUGAGACAUCCGUGAAGGAGAUGGAAAACUACGAGGCCCCCUUCCAGUGCCUGGCCCGGCAGUUCCACCAGCUGUACCGGGAGAAGCUGGAGGUUUUCCACGCGCUGGCGUGAGGCUGGGUGCUGCGGGCGUGUGCAGUGGCCCCGGCCCCGUGGAAGACGAGAGAAGAUGGCAUUGCCUCGGCACUUCACCUGUUGUGACAGCUUCAAAUAAAAUGAGAAAAUG
Molecule: messenger RNA, 985 nt
Organism: Eptesicus fuscus (big brown bat)
Lineage: Eukaryota; Metazoa; Chordata; Mammalia; Chiroptera; Vespertilionidae
Gene: IFT27
Product: intraflagellar transport 27
Exons: 7
Coding region: 313-873 (186 amino acids)
Biological process (GO): intraciliary transport
Cellular component (GO): Golgi apparatus
Molecular function (GO): GTP binding; GTPase activity
Source: RefSeq, a predicted model, not a curated record